UAAAAGCAAAAUGGCCAGACCGUGGAAUCCAGAUUUUCAACACACAGAUCGAGAACGUUGGAUAUGUGUGUACCCUGCCUAUAUCAACAGUCGUAAAAGUGUGUUAGAAGGAAGGAAAAUUCCAAAGGAUAAAGCUGUGGAUAACCCAACAUAUUCUGAAAUCCGUGAUAUAUGUGCAUCUGCAGGAAUGACAGUAGGAGUAGAGAAUAAAGUAUAUCCACGAGAAAGGGAUCCUAGGGACAUGAGAUUCAGAGGAAGAAUCAGAAUACAGUUGAAAAAAGAAGAUGGUACUCCAAUGUUAGAUAAAUUUCCAACUAGAAAAUCGGUUUUCUUGUAUCUUGGAGAAAUGAUUCCAAAAUUAAAAGGACGUGCACAAAGUCAUGGUAAUAAAGAACAGCAGACCAGUCAACAACAAGGAAACACUGGCGCACAGAAAGGAAAGAAGGGAAAAGGAAAAGGCAAAAGAUAACAUUCUGCUCAGUAAUAGAGGAAGAACUUUUUCAGGAGAGAUGCAUGUUAGAAACAGACUUGACAUAACCACUUUCUCUCGAUUCACUUUGGGAUCAUAAGUUUUGUAUUUAGAACACAGUGCCACCUCUAACGAAAAGAUAUCUGUGAAUGAACCCAGUGUAAAGAGAGGACAAUAAGACAAACUUUAACAAAAGAGUAGACCUUUCUUUAAUGCUCCAAGCAACGUGAAUUACAUCAAAUGCCUGCAAAUAAGUGGCAGACUUUCAUGGGCAAAUAAUAACCAAAACAAAAUGGGCCGUUUGGUAAAAACAAGGACACCAGAUUUAAGUUUGCCUUCUUGUUUUUUAUUUUUGAAUACUAAACAUGAACACAGAAAGGCGGACAUCACAAUUGCCACUGAAAACUGAAGUAUGUCUUAGCACUUUUCAGUGCUCGUACUUAUUUAUAUACACACACACACGGUAAUAGAUCUUACAAAAAUAAUAAAUAAAUAAUUGUUUUACAA
This is a messenger RNA of Lingula anatina, 976 nucleotides long. RefSeq names its product signal recognition particle 19 kDa protein. Gene Ontology annotation, biological process: SRP-dependent cotranslational protein targeting to membrane; SRP-dependent cotranslational protein targeting to membrane, signal sequence recognition. Gene Ontology annotation, cellular component: signal recognition particle, endoplasmic reticulum targeting. Lineage: Eukaryota; Metazoa; Brachiopoda; Lingulata; Lingulida; Lingulidae. Gene Ontology annotation, molecular function: 7S RNA binding. The record is from RefSeq and is a predicted model, not a curated record.